This is a messenger RNA of Exaiptasia diaphana, 988 nucleotides long. Its product is annotated as guanine nucleotide-binding protein subunit gamma-e. NCBI's taxonomy places the organism in Eukaryota, Metazoa, Cnidaria, Anthozoa, Actiniaria, Aiptasiidae. Bases 147 to 341 code for a protein of 64 amino acids. The transcript is spliced from 2 exons. The record is from RefSeq and is a predicted model, not a curated record. Gene Ontology annotation, cellular component: heterotrimeric G-protein complex. Gene Ontology annotation, molecular function: G-protein beta-subunit binding. Gene Ontology annotation, biological process: G protein-coupled receptor signaling pathway.
ACAUCCAAUGAGAAUUCGUUCCCUUCUGCGGGUAUUAGAAGAAGAAAAUCGAGCAACAAAACCUUUGUCGCUUCUGCUCGAUUCUUGUUUUAAUCUUGCAGUCUUGGCUUUUUGAAUCGCCGACAUYAUUAGCGUGAAAAGCUAACAUGGAUAAAGCACAAUUGGUAAAGACUGUCGAAAGUUUAAAAUUUCAGCUCCAAAUUCAGCGGAUGCCAGUCUCAAAGUGCUCAGCCGACUUAAAAUUGUACUGCGACCAAAUGAUUAACUCUGAUCCUCUUAUAAUGCCUCCAGACAAGAAAGAAAACCCCUGGGCCGAAAAAUCCAAGUGUACAGUGCUAUAAUAAAUACAAACUUAAAUUAACUUGAACAUUGUGGGAAAACAACUUAGAAAACUAUAUUCCAGACAUUUUAAACUGACUCGACUGGCUUGACAGAAUUGCCUCUAUUUGGACUGAUUGACCACCUGUACUGAGAAGCAGCACAGCUUAUAGCGCAAGUCCAAAAGGCCAAUAUUCUACUUGAUGUAAAAUACUGUGUUUAUUAAGUACACAGAUAUACAGUGAUUAUGUAGAUAUCUUUAAAAACUGUCAGAAUUCAUAGUGUUUAGGUUCGAUUUAGGUAGAUAUCUUUAAAGAUAGUCCUGGAUUUCAUAUAGAGUCGGCUGAAACGUUUUUGCAACUUGAAUAUAUAUGUUACAAAGUUUUUUUCACAUAUUAAUUGUAUUUUAGUCUCGUACAUUGAUUUGUAAACUAUAGGGUUUCUACACCAGUAUCUUAUUUAUGGCUCUUUUGCACUUUUAGACAAGCGAUUGCGGACAUGCAAAAACACCGCAUCGAAAAUUUAUCAUGAUUGCAGUAGGCAGAAUCAAUGCCUACUAGGAAGUAUCAAUCAACCCCAUAGAUAUAUAUGAGCUGGAGUUAGACAAGGGAAUAAAGUCUUACAAUAUAAUGUAUGCACAAACUUCAAAUAAAAACUGAAACCAAAAUUA